AAGAGGGAGAGAGAGAGAGAGAGACGAAAUGGUGGCCGUUCGAGGAAUUCUUCUGAACGAGUUGGUCCUUUUUGUCGAAGACGACGAAGGAAAUCUGGGUUUUCAGUCUGGAGCAGAGGUUCUUCUUCGUAGACUCAAGUAUUCUAAUCUCCGUGUGGGGAUUUGUUAUGCAGCGGGUGUUUCAACUCAGAAGAUGGCAUUUCUUAAGAGUGCGGCAACCCUUUAUUUGUUAGAUGUCUUUAUGUGGAAUGCAUCUUCUGUGGACGAUGCUAUCAAUGAGAUCUUACUAUCAUGGGGUGACAUUGGAGGAAGUUGUUUCUAUGUUGCUACUUGUGAAGACAAGGACCUCACUCUUAAGAUCAGCAAUCAUGGAUGGCUCCCUGUUGUUAAAAGGACUGUAGGUGUCAAUACAGAAGAGAAUUCGAAGUUGCUGCUUAUUAACAAGCUGGAAGAGUUGCCUUUGACUAUUUGCCAUUUUAAUAGAAAGGGAACAGGUAGUAGUGUUGUGACUGUUGGUUAUAUGAUGAAACCUUCUCGGGAAGAAGAUUUUGCAAAGAGAGGUGCAUUCCCUAUGUAUCCUACUCAAAAUGGGUUGAUAUUUGUUCCUCUCAUAUUUGAUCUCCCUCUAGAAUCUCAACUGCAAGAAGUUGAUGUGGUUCUACACAAAGCAACUGAUGAAAUUCUGACCAUUGAAUUGAGCAGUUCUUCAGAAUUUUCAAACAAAAUCUCUUAUUCCAAGGGCAUGCAGGAAUUGGAAAGGUAUCUCCAACAUCACCCAGACUGUUGUGUAAUUGAUCCGCUCAAUAACAUAUAUCCUGUGCUGGAUCGGCUUAGGAUCGAAGAGAUUUUACUUGGGUUGGAAGAUCUGAACAGAGAAGGUCGAUGUAGAAUCCGGGCCCCGCAUUUUGUAAAGGUUGACAAUUUUAAAGAGGCUAAUUUGGGAGAAAGGCUAUUGGAAGCCAAACUGUAUCUUCCAAGUAUUGUAAAACCACAAGUUGCUUGUGGGGUUGCCGAUGCCCACAGUAUGGCUAUCACCUUUAGAAUUGAAGAUUUUGAGGACCUAUCUGUUCCUCUUCCAUCUGUUAUUCAGGAAUAUGUAGAUCACUCGUCUUUGCUGUUCAAAUUUUAUGUCUUAGGUGAGAAAGUUUUUCAUGCUGUCAAGAAGUCUACGCCUAAUGCAGAUGUCUUAUUCUCUUCAUAUGAGAAAAAUGGACUCAAACCUAUUACGUUUGACAGCCUGAAAUCUCUACCUACUGCUAAAGAAGACAAGCAAUGCAGAGAUGAGGUCACCUCCAAGACCAAUAAACAUGCUCUUGAUCUGGGAUUGGUAACAGAUGCUGCAAAUUGGCUUAAGAGAACAUUGGAUCUUACUAUCUUCGGUUUUGAUGUUGUUAUCCAAGAAGGAAGUGGAGACCAUGUCAUUGUGGAUGUGAACUACCUACCUUCAUUCAAGGAAUUGCCCAAUGAUGUUGCCAUACCCGCCUUUUGGGAUGCUGUCAAGGCCUCAUAUGAAUCAAGAAGGACAAGCUAGCCAAAGUCCCAUUUCCCUGAUUACACUUCCUCCAGGAGUUUUGGUCUUUACAGAACAUAGUUGAGACCUAGAGAGGAUGAACGGCGCCCGCUCUAGUUCA
Molecule: messenger RNA, 1631 nt
Organism: Telopea speciosissima
Lineage: Eukaryota; Viridiplantae; Streptophyta; Magnoliopsida; Proteales; Proteaceae
Product: inositol-tetrakisphosphate 1-kinase 6
Exons: 15
Coding region: 29-1531 (500 amino acids)
Biological process (GO): inositol trisphosphate metabolic process
Cellular component (GO): cytoplasm
Molecular function (GO): ATP binding; magnesium ion binding; inositol-1,3,4-trisphosphate 6-kinase activity
Source: RefSeq, a predicted model, not a curated record